This is a messenger RNA of Populus nigra (black poplar), 2482 nucleotides long. Its product is annotated as starch synthase 1, chloroplastic/amyloplastic. The record is from RefSeq and is a predicted model, not a curated record. NCBI's taxonomy places the organism in Eukaryota, Viridiplantae, Streptophyta, Magnoliopsida, Malpighiales, Salicaceae. Gene Ontology annotation, molecular function: alpha-1,4-glucan glucosyltransferase (UDP-glucose donor) activity. The transcript is spliced from 15 exons. Gene Ontology annotation, cellular component: chloroplast. Bases 191 to 2131 code for a protein of 646 amino acids.
CUCUCUCUCUCUCAGAAUCUAAAAAAUCUAACACUGCAUGACACCUUCUCUUGGUAUCAAAGUGUGACGCUUUAUGACUUUAUUCAGGGAUUUUACUUGCCGUUUCAACCACUUGCACACCCCUUCUCUCCUCCACUCUUCAAAAAUCUAAUCUUGGCAUCUCCCUCUCCCUCUUUCUCUUCAUUUUUUGAUGGAGUCUCUUUGCAUUGUUGGCAAUGGAGGAGUAUCGACAUGCCAAGCAUUUACUAGAUUAGAUACUACUAGGGUUGGUUUUAGGCCAAGGGCUCAACUGGGUUUUGGUUGUUUUGUAAGGGAGAGGUAUAAAUAUGGAAACUUGGUGAUUGCAAGAUCAGGGAGAAGUGGGGUGGGUAAUUCAAAAGAUGGAAACUUUGCUGUUGAAAAUGAGAAAGAAGAGAAGCGUGGUGGUCUUAUUUUAGGUCCUGAAAGGGAUUCUUCCGGUUCCGUUAUUGGUUUUAACUUGAUUCCUCCUUCUGGUGAUGGUGAGGUUUUAGAGUCUCAUGAAGAUGCAACUACUGGUGGAACUGAAGAAGCUGAGGACAUUGAAGGAGUAGAGAAAGUCCAAACCAGAGUAACUUACAAUAUUGUUUUUGUUACCUCUGAAGCGGCACCAUAUUCAAAGACUGGAGGAUUAGGAGAUGUGUGUGGUUCUUUGCCUAUAGUGCUAGCUGCUCGUGGACAUCGAGUGAUGGUUGUCUCUCCUAGAUACCUGCAUGGUAGUCCGGCAGAUAAGAAUUUUGCUGGUGCUUCAGAGUUGGAUUGUCAUAUAAAGGUAUAUUGCUUUGGAGGGGAACAGGAGGUUGCUUUCUUCCAUGAGUACAGGGAAGGUGUUGAUUGGGUGUUUGUGGACCAUCCUUCAUACCACAGGCCUGGAAACCCAUAUGGUGAUAGCCGUGGUGCUUUUGGUGAUAAUCAGUUUCGGUUCGCUUUACUUUGCCAUGCAGCAUGUGAAGCUCCAUUGGUGCUUCCACUUGGAGGGUACACCUAUGGAGAGAAAUGCCUGUUCCUUGUUAAUGAUUGGCAUGCCGGUUUGGUUCCAGUGCUUUUGGCUUCGAAAUAUCGUCCCUAUGGAGUUUAUAAGGAUGCACGAACUAUCCUUGUGAUACAUAACCUUGCACAUCAGGGAGUGGAACCUGCAGCAACUUACACAAAUUUGGGAUUGCCUUCAGAGUGGUAUGGGGCCUUGGGAUGGGUGUUCCCUACUUGGGCAAGGACUCAUGCUCUUGACACUGGUGAAGCUGUUAAUCUGCUAAAGGGUGCAAUUGUCACAGUUGAUCGGAUACUCACUGUUAGCAAGGGUUAUGCCUGGGAAAUAACAACUGUUGAAGGUGGAUAUGGUCUGCAUGAGCUGUUAAGCAGCCGAAGGAGUGUUUUGAAUGGGAUCACGAAUGGCAUCGAUAUUUAUGAAUGGAACCCAUCAUCAGACAAGCACAUCGCUUCCAAUUACUCUGUGGAUGAUCUUUCUGGGAAGGUUCAGUGUAAGAUUGCUUUGCAGAAGGAAUUAGGUCUUCCUAUUAAGCCUGAUUGUCCACUGAUUGGAUUCAUUGGGAGGCUAGACUAUCAAAAAGGAAUCGACCUGAUCCGCUGGGCAAUUCCAGAGCUUUUGGAAGAUGAUGUUCAAUUCGUGAUGCUUGGGUCUGGGGACCCUUUGUAUGAGGACUGGAUGAGAGCAACAGAGUCAACCUACAAAGAUAAGUUUAGAGGUUGGGUUGGAUUUAAUAUUCCAAUUUCUCACAAGAUAACAGCUGGCGCUGACAUACUAUUGAUGCCCUCGAGAUUUGAACCCUGUGGGCUAAAUCAAUUGUACGCAAUGAGAUAUGGGACUGUGCCAGUUGUUCAUGGCACUGGAGGACUCAGAGAUACAGUACAGGCUUUCGAUCCUUAUUCUAAAGGAGGUCUAGGUGAAGGCACCGGGUGGAUUUUUUCUCCGCUAUCAAAAGAAAGCAUGUUGGCGGCAUUAAGAGUUGCUAUCAUGACAUACCGAGAUCAUAAAUCAUCUUGGGAAGGAAUAAUGAAGAGAGGCAUGGUGAAGGACUCCACAUGGGAGAAUGCUGCUGUUCAUUAUGAACAGGUUUUCGAGUGGGCCUUCAUCGAUCCACCGUAUAUUAAUUGAGGAUACAUAAGAAAAACAUCGAAGGACAUAUGAAAAAGAGACCAGAAACACCAUUUUCGUGAAGAAAUCAACUCGGCACUUGUCGAAACAUGAACAUAUCAACCGAUGAUGCCCCGGAAGCGGUUUUUUUGUACCACAUGCUCUGUGUGGGCAGUGUUUUUUAUGGUUAUUCUUUCUCGAGUGAUUAUAUUUUAUUCUGCAUGUGCACCCCAUUGUCAAAUAGUUAGUUUUGCACAGGUCACAGCUUGUUGUAAUGUACAUUCUGAUAAAAACAGGAACUGGUAUAGAUAGUUUUUUCAUUGGCAAAUAACAUCUUAAACCAACAAUAAAUUAUGUUUCAGGUGCCGCUAA